Messenger RNA from Eleginops maclovinus (Patagonian blennie), 5027 nucleotides. RefSeq names its product RNA binding protein fox-1 homolog 2-like. Gene Ontology annotation, molecular function: mRNA binding. Gene Ontology annotation, cellular component: cytoplasm; nucleus. NCBI's taxonomy places the organism in Eukaryota, Metazoa, Chordata, Actinopteri, Perciformes, Eleginopidae. The transcript is spliced from 12 exons. The record is from RefSeq and is a predicted model, not a curated record. The coding region runs from base 856 to 2088 and encodes 410 amino acids. Gene Ontology annotation, biological process: regulation of alternative mRNA splicing, via spliceosome; nervous system development.
CGAGCCAGUUUAAAAAAAAAAAAAAAAAAAAGGGCGCAAUGCAGCGAAAUUCAUGUGCAUGUUGAGGUUCAGUAUCCGGGCGACUUCUUCCAUCUCUGUGAUGUGCAGCAGAGAGAUCGAGCAGGCUACCCACGCAGCUUUAGCUACCUAGCUUAUCUACAGACUGGCCUACCUACCUACUGCUGCUUUUUUGGAGCUGCAAUAAAUAAAUCAUCAAAAAAACGCUGCAAUGCAGUGGGGGUCGCCUUCUUGUUCCUGUGGAUAGAAGAUCCUCCUUCCUGUUUUCCUUUCUCUCUCUCUCUCUCGGGUUUUUUUUUGAAGACAUCUUUCUGAUUUAGGGAUGGAUAAUGUAGGGACUUGUUCAUGCACUCAUGGAUAGAAGAUUCUCCUUCCUUCCUUCCUGGUUCUCUUUUUCUCGAGGGGUUAUGAAGACAUCUUUCUGAUUUUAGGGAUGGAUGGUAUCUAUCAAGGACGGACUUGAUCCUGUUAUCGUGGAUAGAAGAAUCUCCUUUCUCCUGUCAGUGGGUUUUGAAGGGAAACAACAUCUUUCUGAUUUAGGGGAUGGAUGAUAUAUAUAAAGGAGGGACUGACUGAGCGAGGGAGGGAAAGUUUUUAAAAAGAGGUGGGCGGGAACAAGAGGAAGCAGUAAGGCGAAGUGUGUGAGUGACAGAGCAAAGAGAAGCUGUCAGGGAGGAAGAAAGACGGAAAAGGCCCGAGGGAGAUCAGAGGAAAAAAAAAAGUGACAGGCUGGACGAGGAGUGCAAGAAGGGACACCAAAAGGGAGGAAGAGGGGAGUGGAAACGAGGGAGAAUUUGAAUGUGUGAGACAGACGUGGACUGAAGCCAUCGUCGGCUCAUGGUCUUAGAGCGGGGGAGAGGAGGAGGAGAAAACGAGAGGGAAGGGGAGAACUGGGCAGCAGUUGUUCCUCUAGAUCAGACCAUGAUGGGGCUGUACUACCAAGCAAUGCUACCGGGUGCUCAGGACUCGACAGGAGGACAGGAGGGAUUGGUGGCCCCUCCCUUCGCAGCGUUCCCCCCUCCACCCCCUCCUCAGAACGGGCUGCCGGGCACAGAGUUCGGCCCCGGGGCCAUGUUUGUUGCUGGGGGCCAAAGCACAGCAGAGGUAGGGGUCGGGGCCAAUGGAGCCACCCCCAUUCCCUCCCCCAACAACAACAACAAUGGUAAGACAGAGGAGGUGUCUCUGGGCGAGGCGGGGGUACAGUGCGGAUCAGUGGAUUCAGGAGGAUCUGUGGGAGACCCCUCGGAGGCCAAAGGGACCCCCAAACGCCUCCACGUCUCAAACAUCCCCUUCCGCUUCCGGGACCCCGACCUCAGGCAGAUGUUUGGGCAAUACGGGAAGAUUCUGGAUGUAGAGAUAAUUUUCAAUGAGAGGGGCUCGAAGGGUUUCGGCUUUGUGACGUUUGAGACCAGCGCGGACGCAGAGCGAGCCCGGGAAAAGCUCCACGGCACGUUGGUGGAAGGUCGUAAGAUUGAGGUGAACAAUGCCACGGCCCGGGUGAUGACCAACAAGAAAAUGGUCAGCCCGUAUCCUAACGGAGAGGCUCUCAGCACGCUGCCUUACGCCCAAAUUAACGAUGCUCUCUCUUUGGGAAUGCCAGCCGGGUGGAAGUUGAGUCCCAUGAUGGGAGCCAUGUACGCACCUGAGAUCUACGCAGUCCCAGGGUUCCCCUACUCUUCAGCAGCAGCAGCAGCCACCACAGCAGCAGCAGCGUUUCGCGGUGCCCACCUGAGGGGCCGGGGCCGACCCGUCUACAGCGCUGUUCGUGCAGCCGUGCCUCAGCCCGCCAUCCCUACAUACCCUGGUGUGGUGUAUCAGGAUGGGUUUUACGGAGCUGCAGACUUAUAUGGAGGUUAUCCUGCCGCUGCUGCCGCGGCCGCCGCCUACCGCUACGCCCAGCCGGCCGCCGUGACCGGAGCAACCGCUGCAGCUGCCGCCUACAGCGACAGUUAUGGCCGAGUGUACACUACAGACCCCUACCACGGGUUAACUCCAGCUGCUGCUGCGUACGGAGUGGGAGCAAUGGCCAGUUUAUACCGGGCAGGAUACAGUAGGUUUGCUCCGUACUAAAAAAAAGAAAACAGCCCACAAAUCACAUCUGAGGAAUUUCACAUCGCUCCAAAAAAAAAACCUUUUUCCAGCUCUUUGUUUGGCAGCAGCUCCCCUCCACUCUCCUGCAGGCGGACAACGGAGACCACUCAUGUUUUAUUUUUGUCAUCUUGUGGCGACAGAGGUCAUCGUGCCACAUCAUCAAACUGUCUGUCCUCUUCUGUCGGAACCAAAACUGCCACGCAAAGAAAAAAAAACCACCCUGCGACUUUGAACUCGAGGGCACGAUUUCGGACGUUUUUGUACAACACUGCGGGACCUGGAAGGAGCGAGACUGUACAUCUUUUUCCCGCCCUUCUCUGAGAGUAUACCCACCGCCCUAUAGGAGCUCAUUUCACCUCUACACACACUAAGGUGUCCUCUACAUUUCAGAAAGACGCUCCUCUAAAAGGUACUUCUGCUUUUAAACACUACAUUAAAGCCCCCCCCCCCCCGCACAGAAGACCAUCAUGGUGAAACAAAAUGUAGGAAUUAUUAUUGUUUUUGUGCAUUUAUCCGAGAGGAACUGGGAGCUUCAUACUGACGGAAACCACUUUACACGGCAUGGGAUUCUUUUUACUCUCCCCCGAAUUUACAAUCAUGUUAGAGAAAAAAACGACAAGGGAAAAGACGAUCAAACGGACUCUUUUUUUCUGCAUUACCUCACUUUUUCUGUUUCUUAUUUUGCUGCCAUUUGAUCGGUAUAUAAAGCGUCUUCAGCCUCAGAGACAUUCAUUUCCUGUCCUGCAACACUAAGACGGGAUCCUGUAUCUCCGUCCUUUUUUCCGUCUCUAAAGGCUCGUCCUCGAUUUUCUCCUCGUAGCGCUUCUUCCAGCAUACCCGUCACACAUUCCUGCAAAUGAAAACGAGCAAUCCGAUUCAAGCGGGAAAACACACCCACACUUUCGGGACGCUCGUCAUCCAGCCAAAUGGGGAGUCCCUCCUGGCCAAUCAGAGAAGGAUUUCUGCAGAAUUAGACAGAGUUAGAGAGUCUUUGAUAUUUAUAUUCAUCCUCGUUAAGGACACCGUCAUUAUUGCUCUGGGAUUGUUUUUGGCGUCCGAGUAUUUUGUACGUGUCUCCAUAUACCCUCACUUUGUUGCUUUUAUUUUGCCUUCUUUUGGUUCCAAAGAUUCUGAAAUAAGCACAUUUUUGUUUUAUCUGGGUCCUGAUGCAUUUCCUUUGUUUUGUUUGUGGUUUUUCUUUUUCGUUUGUGCCUUUUAUUUGGUUCAGUGCAGCACCCUGGGAAAUGUCAUGCAACAGUAGGAGCAGGAUUGGGAUUUUUUUUGACCCACAAAAACAAAUUCAGACCACUCAUUUAUUGACAAGAGAAGGGACGUCAGAGCAGAUGGAGUCAUGAGGGAUAAGCAGGAAGACUGAGCUGAUUAUAUGGAUAGUUUUUUAGCCAUUAGGGCCAAAUUACAGUGAAGUAAAUGGAGGAGAAACGUCCAGACAAAGAGGGAAGAGCGGAGGGGUAUCGUGAAGGUGAGAGCCAUUAAUCAUCAGCUGACAGGACAACAAACGUCCCCUGCUGUCUGUUGUUUUUUUUAUUCCAGUGCGAGGAGUUUUUGUAUGAUUGUGUGCAGUAGGUCCAAUGAGUAUUUUCGACGAGCAUUACCUCUUCUUCUUUUUUGGGUCUUUUUAUUAUUCCUUACAAGUAUUAUCAGAAGUGUUGCUAUGCAUGCUUUUGUGAGAGAGGAAGACAGAAUCCUUUUUUCAUUUUGUGCAUGAAUUCAAAAAUCAUAGUGCUGGAGGAGGGAGAUCAGAAGGGGGAGUGGGGGGGUGGGUGUUUACAAAACAAGAGGAGGAUGUGAGGAGUAAAAAAGUCCGAUGAGGAUUGGAAGUUGAUUUCGAUCCGCUUCAAUAAUCCGGGUUACGGCUGCUCGGUGCCUCUGUUGUAAUCACCAGUUUAAUUUGAGACGUCUCGACCCCCCCUCCCCCCGGUUCUCUUUUAUAACGAAAGUAAAAUCCCCGUAUGAUCAUUCGGCUUCACCGUGAAAAGAAGAGGCUGGUGAAACAGAGCUAGCUCCACCGUCCUGGUGCAUUGAGCAGCCACUGUGGUGCAGGAAUGAGUUAGCAUUUUAGACUCCCUCGUCUCAAACUCAAUGGGUUUUUUUUAAUUUAUAUUUUGGUUAGAAGCCUGAAGUAAGGUCUGUGGUUAUCACAAACUAAAGAAAAUGUCAUGAUUUGUUCCAACACGUGGCUAAAAGAGACGACUAAACGCCAUCGGGCCGACCGUUAGCCGCUUUUAGCUUAGUCAUGUGGCGUGAAGUCCUUUUUAGCCUAACGUUAGCUUACAAGAUUCUUACGUGUUGUUCUCCUACAGGACAUAUGUCGGUAAAUAACCCACUAGUAAAUAUCCAAAGCUUUUAGGUGCUCGAAAACCAACAGUUUGCUAUCAAGCGGGCCAAGAGAGACGACAUUAGCCGUCAUUAGCACAUUCAAAGUAAUACAAUUAGCAGUAAAACAUGGAUAUUAUCUUGCUGAACAGAAGUAUAAUAUAAAUGUGUUUGCCACUGAUUUUAAUUCCUGCAAUAUUCCAAAAGCUAAUUAAAAAAAUCCCAUUGGCUUUCUGUCGUUGGAGCCGUUGCGACGCUAACUCUAUUGGUAGUGAAUCGGAUUUGCUGCAGAGGUGCAUGCUGGGACAAAGUUCUCCUCUGACCCCGACUCCCCUGCACUCGAGCCGAACCAGUGGGAGGUUUUUUUGUACAGGGAUUUCAUAAAAGAAUUUAAACUGCAUGUGGAUUUUUCUUUUUGUAAUGUCACAUGCUCUUAAAAGCUCAUUUAUCCAAGUGAUUUUUUUUCUCAAUAAGUGACAUGUAUUUUCUCACCGUGUUUUAUUUUGCCAUCCUUGUGUCUGCCUUCUGUUUAUUCUCUCCAUUAUUAUUGAAUGUAUAUAAUAAAUAAACUGUUUGGUUUUUAA